AUGAGUACCUCACAAUCUACCCUACAACGUGCAGUUUGGACACCUAGAUUACCGCUGGAGCUCACAGAUCAAAUAAUUGACGCUCUUUCCGAUGAUGUUUCCUCUCUCAGAGCUUGCGCAUUAUCCUCUCGCCAACUCCUCUGCCACAGCCAUUAUCACCUAUUCCGCGCCGUAUGCUUCGAUUUCAUCCCACAUCGGUCAUUCAAUCACUACGAAAAAUUCUCGGAGAAGUGCCAAAAUGUGGCGCCACUUGUAAAGAGUCUUACCUUGAGGAGCGAAAAUGAUCCCCAGGACAUAAUCCCCUCUCGUACAUGGGUCACCUCCGAACUGCAGCUGCCUAUCGUCUUUGGAAUGAUGAAGAACUUGAUGUCCUUGCAUCUUGUCAAGAUGGAACUAGUCGGCAUUAAUAUCAUCUGGCCUGAAGUCGAGGAAUUGGAAAUGAAAUGUUGUUCUGUGACGAACCUUGGCACCUUCCUCAGCGGGUUCCACAAAUUAAAGAAGCUAAUGCUUUACGACGUAGAAAUUGUUGAAGAGACAUCUUCAUCAUCUUCAGUUUCUCUUGACCUUGAAGAAUUAGUGAUCACCCAAGGCAACACCCAAUCAGACGCACAUACUAUCAAGUGCCUCCUCCCGCUCCUCUCCACGCCAUCCCGUAUUCGACGGCUUACCUACCCACUUUACUAUCCAGUGUGGAACAUCCCACAAUACGACGUGAUUCCUUAUACGCACCUGGAUGAGUUGUUUCUAGUGGGAGCCUCCGAUCCAAGGAAACCUGUUCCGGAUAUCCAAAAUGUUACUAGGCUUCAUUUGCGUGUGUUCACCCCCUGGUACUUUUGCUGGAAUCUGGGGGAUGAAUGUGAAACCUAUGACAAGCUAAUAGAUUGGCUCAUACACCUGCUACACAAAGCCCAAGGGGGGUGCUUAAAGGAAGUCGAAUUGGAGUAUGACCUGAUUGGCAUAUCUGGGAGUCCGCACAAGUGGGCAGAGCUUGAUGCAGUUCUAUCGAAGAUGGAAUUGAGCAAGGUUGACCUCGUGUUCAGCACAGCUCCAUAUAAGUGGGAAAGAAGAGAAGAAGAGAAAGCCAAGUGGAAGCUGGAGGGAUUGAGAUACAAAUCUGCUGUGUUCUUUGAACAAUUGGCCUGUCGUGAUCAGAGACUAGGCCGAGGGCAUUUACUGUCUUGGAUCGUGCACGUUGACCAUUGGUGGUUGCCAACCAUAUCAUCCUCUCUUCUGCGAUCUUCCUACGCCAACCUCGUGACAGUGUGGUUCGAGGAUCAAUGACUAGCAUAUCCUUUAUAAAU
Messenger RNA from Guyanagaster necrorhizus, 1301 nucleotides. RefSeq lists its product as uncharacterized. NCBI's taxonomy places the organism in Eukaryota, Fungi, Basidiomycota, Agaricomycetes, Agaricales, Physalacriaceae. The transcript has 4 exons. The record is from RefSeq and is a predicted model, not a curated record. Bases 1 to 1281 code for a protein of 426 amino acids.